Molecule: messenger RNA, 1675 nt
Organism: Punica granatum (pomegranate)
Lineage: Eukaryota; Viridiplantae; Streptophyta; Magnoliopsida; Myrtales; Lythraceae
Source: RefSeq, a predicted model, not a curated record
UCCCAAUCCUUUCAUCUUCAUCUCUCUCUCUCUCUUGAUCAGAGGUGAAUCCUAGCAUCAUGGCGGUCCCGGCGGCCCUCGCAGUUAUCCCCAUCGGUCUCCUCUUCAUCCUCUCCGGCUUCACCGUCAACCUCAUUCAGCAUGAUUGAGUUUCUGGUCGAAAUCUAUACCAUGUCCGGCAUUUUCUUUAAGCUCGAAUGCUGCAUCGGCUUGCCAAUUUAUCUACCAGAACCGGAGAUGUCUUGCCCGUGCCAUCAUUGGCACCGUGUUUGUCGGAGCUGAAGCAGUUUUGUUGCAAAUGUUUCUUCUCGACGGCUCCUGUUUGAGAACGUUCAUAUCAUGCGCACCCUUUACGUGUGUUUGCAGGCAGUAGUUUACAUCCUCGUCCGUCCGAUUUCGAAGAACUUGUACAGAAAGAUCAAUAAAGUAGUCGCAGAAUUGCUCUGGUUGGAGCUCAUUUGGCUCAUCGAUUGGUGGGCAGGCGUCAAGGUAGAAGUAUACGCAGACUCCCAGACUUUCGAAUUGAUGGGUAAAGAACACGCUCUCCUCAUUUGCAAUCACAAGAGUGACAUUGACUGGCUUGUAGGGUGGGUCUUAGCUCAGCGUGCAGGUUGUCUUGGUAGUGCCCUAGCUAUCAUGAAGAAAUCCGCAAAAUUCCUUCCCGUCAUAGGCUGGUCAAUGUGGUUUUCGGAUUAUAUUUUCUUGGAUAGGAGCUGGGCAAAGGAUGAAACCACAUUAAAGUCAGGUUUCCAAAGACUUGCUGAUUUCCCAAUGCCAUUUUGGUUGGCUCUUUUUGUAGAGGGAACUCGGUUUACCAAGGCAAAGCUUUUAGCUGCUCAAGAGUAUGCUUCCUCAAGAGGGUUGCCUAUUCCCAGAAAUGUUUUGAUUCCUCGCACCAAGGGGUUUGUUUCGGCAGUAGCACAUAUGCGCUCAUAUGUUCCCGCCAUUUAUGAUUGCACGGUGGAUAUCUCGAGAGCACAUGCUGCUCCUUCAAUGCUGAGAAUUAUUAGAGGACAGUCUUCUGUGGUAAAAGUGCAAAUCAGGAGACAUACAAUACAAGAAUUGCCGGAAACCGCAGAUGGCAUUGCACAGUGGUGCAAGGAUGCAUUUGUCACCAAGGAUGCUUUACUGGAGAAGUAUCGUACCAAAGACAUAUUCGGCAACCUUCCAGUUCAAGACAUUGGUCGUCCCGUAAAAUCAUUAAUUGUCGUUCUCUGUUGGUCUUGUCUGCUGGCCUUCGGAGUCGUCAAAUUAUUCCUUUGGUCCUCUCUGCUCUCUUCAUGGGAAGGCAUGCUCUCAGUGGGCCUCAUAUUGCUCAUCAUAGCCAUUGUCAUGCAAAUCCUCAUCCAGUCCUCCGAGUCCGAGCGAUCAACUCCAGUCGAGGCCCUUCAAAAAGACCCUGCGAAGGAGAAACUCCUCCACAAAUGAGCCACGAUCGUCCGCUCGUAUCACAAUCUACGAUAUGUUUCCCAAAAAAUCUUUCCAAGAUCACUCGGGAGUCAGGCUUCUAUCUAUGCCUUCUGCUCAAGUGUCUCUGUAUAUGCAAGUACCAGCCGUAUUUUCCCUGUUGUCCUUACGAGUAACUUUAGAACAGACUGAGUGAACAUGAUUUUGUACGUCAUCCAUGUGUACAUUCUACGUACUGAUAUAUUGCAUUCGUUUAUAUAUUGAAUUA